AUGGCGGACGAGACACAGCCCAGGCCUGUGCGCGACGAGAAGUGGCAGGUGGCGGUGGCCCUGUCGGACCUGAAGUUCUCCGCGGCCCACUUCGUGGCCUUCGAGGGCUUCCGGGAGCCGCUGCACGGCCACAACUACACCGUGGGCCUGCGAAUCGGCUCCCACAGCAUCCAGGCGGAUGGCUACGUGGUGGACUUUGGCGACCUGAAGAAGGCGGCGCGGGACAUCUGCCGGCGCCUGAAUCAUCGCACGCUGCUGCCCGCUCAGAGCAACGUCCUCCGGUUGCAGCAGGGCCCGGACCUGGUGGAGGUGUUCUGCCAGCAGGGGGUGAAAAUGGUGCUGCCCCUGCAGGAUUGCCUGCUGCUUCCGGUGGUGCACACCACGGCGGAGGAGCUGGCGGAGUACAUCGCCAAGGAGGUCAUCAGCCGGAUCGGCGGGCACUUGCGGCAGCGGCGCUGCGACUGGAUUGAGGUUCAAGUCUCAGAGCGCCCGGGGCAAGGAGCGUUCCACAUGGCGUCUCUGGCCUCUGACGGGGUUCCUGUGAGCUUACGGCGGACGCCCCGGCCCUGCAUGUCCCCUGUGAGCGGCAUGGACGGCAUAGACGACUCCCUGGAGGAGGUGCAGCUGGUGACCCCGUCCCGGCCGCUGGCACUGCCGCAGUCCCAGCCGGGCGCCUCCAUCGCUGAGGAGGCCUUUCGCCAGAUCUUGUCGACUUUGGGCCCCCAGGAGUCCUCGCGGCCGGAGCUGCGGAAGACGCCGUACCGCGCGGCCAAGGCCUUCAGGGAGAUGACCGCGGGCCUUCAGGUGCAGGAUCCCUUGGUGGCAGUGGGCGAGGGAAUCUUCGAGGUGGAGGGCGCCCAAGACCUGGUGGCGGUGCGGGACAUCCCCUUCCACUCCAUGUGCGAGCACCACUUGCUCCCCUUCUCCGGGACAGCGCACGUGGCCUACUUUCCGGAUGGCAGGGUCCUGGGGCUCUCGAAGUUUGCGCGGCUGCUUCAGGUUCCCAACUCGCGGCAGACCACAAGUGCAGUGCACAGAUGGGCAGCGAUGGCGAAGCAGCUGGCAAUCUGCAUCUUUUGCCUUCGGGCUGUCGCGCUGCCGCUGACCCCGGUGUCCAUCGGGAAGGGUGGCCCGGCCUGGAUCGGCGGGCCGGAGGGCGCUGUGGGUGUGGUGGUGGUGCCAGAGAUCGGCGCCACUGACCUGGCCAAAGACCACGCAUCAAAGAUUGCGGAGGAGGGCCAGUAUCGGGUGCUCUUGGUGGAUCUCUUCCAGGGCCGGAAGUCCCGGGACCACGACGCCCUCCUCGGGGCGCGGCUGGGCGUCGAGGAUGCGGUGGAGCGGAUCCGCCAUGCCGCGUUCUACCUCAAGGCCCACAAGUCCCCGAAGGUGGGCAUCGUGGGCUUCUGCAUGGGUGGUGCCAUCACGCUUCAAGCGCUCAGCAACAUCUCGGAUCUGAGCUGCGGCGUGAGCUUCCUGAGCGAGGGCUCGAUCCACGGAAUCAGCCUGCAGCCGCCCUCAAGUUGGGAAUGGCCAGAGGAGAAGUGGGUGGCGGUGAACGUGCCGCGCUUGGCGGCGAAGCCGCUGCAAGGCCACUUUGGGGCGCUCAGCGCGAGCUCCCCAAACCCGGAGGCCACCACCGCCAUCUUGCUGCAAGAGCAGCUCCGCGCCGCCGGCGCGGACGCCCGCAUCUUCGUCUACGAGAGCGUUGGGCAUUCCUUCAUGGAUAGCCGGCCGGACCCUUUCCACAGCUUCGAGGAGCGACAAGACGUGGCCGGGUAUCCUCCCUUCGACCCUCACGUGGCGGCGAAGGCCUGGCGCCGGCUCUUCGACUUCCUGGGUUGGCACCUGGCGGGCCGUGCGCCGCCGGAGCGGCCAGAGGAUGAGCCCGCCUUGGCGGACGACGACGCCGAGGAGGGCAUCGAGCAUCCGGAGGCCUCAGACGCCGCAGACUACGCUUCCAGGGACGAUCUUUGA
This is a messenger RNA of Effrenium voratum, 1974 nucleotides long. Lineage: Eukaryota; Dinophyceae; Suessiales; Symbiodiniaceae. The record is from the annotation of a GenBank genome assembly.